Babjeviella inositovora NRRL Y-12698 is the source of this 897-nucleotide messenger RNA. RefSeq lists its product as uncharacterized. The coding region runs from base 1 to 897 and encodes 298 amino acids. Lineage: Eukaryota; Fungi; Ascomycota; Pichiomycetes; Serinales. Gene Ontology annotation, cellular component: mitochondrion. The transcript has 2 exons. Gene Ontology annotation, biological process: mitochondrial respiratory chain complex III assembly. The record is from RefSeq and is a predicted model, not a curated record.
AUGAUAUACCUCAAUUAUUCUACUCACUAUUAUGUCACAGACAUUGCCAAGCAUUCGCCUAUUGUGACCGCUCCCGGCUCCAACGAGAAGAACCCCAUCCCUAAGCACAAGCGCCCAUUGCUUUCGGAUUCUCCGUACGAAAGCAAUGAAACAAAGCUUUCAGGCUGGAAGGAGUCCUUCGGUGAGAUGUUCAUUGGCCUCUUCCGUCUCGACAUGGACCGCGUCCGUGCGGGUCCAGUGGCCGCCUCUAUCUACUACGGCCAAGCAAAGCAACAGGGUUUGCAAUACCCCAACGAAGAGCUUUCGGAAACCGCCUCCUUCUACUACAGCACUUUGGGGCUUCCACGCACGUUUGCACAGUGGUUCCAGAUCACCGCGUUGCACUACUGGAUCCUCACGGUGAGAAUGCGUGCCAUGCCCUACAAGUACGGCCACAACUACCAGCAGAAGUUUGUCGACCGUUUUUUCAAAGACAUGGAGUUGCGUCUCGCUGAGGAGAUGAACAUCUCUUCCGGGAGGAUCAUCGGGAACUACAUGAAGGACUUCUACCACCAGACCAGAGGGCUUGUGUUGGCCUACGAUGAGGGGUUUGCGACCAACGAUGCCACCUUGGCCACAGCCUUGUGGAGGAAUUUGUUCAACGGGAGAGAGGAUGUGGACAUUGUCCACUUGGAGGCGAUGGUAUCGUACGUCAGAAUGCAGCUCUACGUGCUUUCCAAGAUGUCCGACCGCGAGUUCGGCUUCGGGAAGUUCACCUUUGUCGCGCCCAACGAGAUUGUCAAGCCGUUGUCACAGGCGGAAGAGGCCAAAUUGAAGGAGUUUGCCAGGAGCCAAUUUGAGCCUGUGUCCGGCAAGGUUCUCCCAAGCAUGAGAAGUUCCCUCUCAUUAGACGAGUAG